AUGGCAACACUCACACUUAUGGCAACACUCACACUUAUGGCAACACUCACACGUAUGGCAACACUCACACGUAUGGCAACACUCACACUUAUGGCAACACCCACACUUAUGGCAACACUCACACUUAUGGCAACACUCACACUUAUGGCAACACUCACACUUAUGGCAACACCCACACUUAUGGCAACACUCAUACUUAUGGCAACACUCACACUUAUGGCAACACUCACACUUAUGGCAACACUCACACUUAUGGCAACACUCACACGUAUGGCAACACUCACACGUAUGGCAACACUCACACUUAUGGCAACACUCACACUUAUGGCAACACUCACACUUAUGGCAACACUCACACUUAUGGCAACACUCACACUUAUGGCAACACCCACACUUAUGGCAACACUCAUACUUAUGGCAACACUCACACUUAUGGCAACACUCACACGUAUGGCAACACUCACACUUAUGGCAACACUCACACUUAUGGCAACACCCACACUUAUGGCAACACUCACACGUAUGGCAACACUCACACUUAUGGCAACACUCACACUUAUGGCAACACUCACACGUAUGGCAACUCUCACACUUAUGGCAACACUCACACUUAUGGCAACACUCACACUUAUGGCAACACUCACACGUAUGGCAACACUCACACUUAUGGCAACACUCACACUUAUGGCAACACUCACACGUAUGGCAACACUCACACUUAUGGCAACACUCACACUUAUGGCAACACUCACACUUAUGGCAACACUCACACUUAUGGCAACACCCACACUUAUGGCAACACUCACACUUAUGGCAACACUCACACUUAUGGCAACACUCACACUUAUGGCAACACUCACACUUAUGGCAACACUCACACUUAUGGCAACACUCACACGUAUGGCAACUCUCACACUUAUGGCAACAUUCACACUUGACACACUUCAAAUAGUGUCUUGCCUUUUAUACACAUUCAUAUGUGCCGUUUACACCACCAUUCAGGGCCACAUAUGUAAAACAACUGCUAUUAAGCAGCGUGUUGUUGCUGUUCCUGGGACGACGACCAUCGUGGGAUCGGAUGCGUCCCGGUGCACCUGUUAA
Procambarus clarkii (red swamp crayfish) is the source of this 1101-nucleotide messenger RNA. The record is from RefSeq and is a predicted model, not a curated record. Lineage: Eukaryota; Metazoa; Arthropoda; Malacostraca; Decapoda; Cambaridae.